AUGAAGACUACCGCUCUGUCACUACUUCUCACAGCUGGUGCUGCGAGUGCCAGUCCUCUGGAGUCCCGAGCCAGUGGGGUCCAGGGCUUUGAUAUCUCCAGCUAUCAGGGCACCGUCGACUUCUCCGGUGCAUAUAAUGCCGGUGCCCGAUUUGUUAUGAUCAAGGCCACGGAAGGCACAAGCUAUGUGGACAGUUCCUUCUCCAGCCACUAUGAUGGGGCCACCGAUGCCGGUCUCAUUCGAGGCGGCUAUCACUUUGCCCAUCCGGACUCCGGUUCCGGUGCGACCCAGGCCGAGUACUUCCUCGCUCACGGAGGUGGAUGGACGAAGGAUGGCCAGACUCUGCCCGGUAUGCUGGAUAUUGAGUAUAAUCCUUCCGGUUCGACUUGCUAUGGACUGAGUGAAUCCGCUAUGGUUUCAUGGGUCAAGGACUUCGGCGAGACCUAUAACAGCAAGACUGGUCGCUACCCUAUGAUAUACACCACUGCCGACUGGUGGAACACCUGCACCGGCGGUAGCACUACCUUCAUUGCAGAUUAUCCCUUAGUGUUGGCUCAGUAUGCUAGCGCGAUCAGCACCAUCCCUGGUGGUUGGGCAUACCAGAGCUUCUGGCAGAACUCGGAUUCCUACAGUUACGGCGGCGACUCGGAUCUCUGGAAUGGCAGCGAAGAAAACUUGAAGAUCUUUGCUAAUGGUUCGUAG
Molecule: messenger RNA, 702 nt
Organism: Penicillium atrosanguineum
Lineage: Eukaryota; Fungi; Ascomycota; Eurotiomycetes; Eurotiales; Aspergillaceae
Product: lysozyme
Exons: 2
Coding region: 1-702 (233 amino acids)
Biological process (GO): peptidoglycan catabolic process; carbohydrate catabolic process; cell wall macromolecule catabolic process
Molecular function (GO): lysozyme activity
Source: RefSeq, a predicted model, not a curated record